UAAAAAAGUUGGAAAAGUCUGCAACAACUGGGAUUUUAAUAUUAUGCGUCGUUUGUCAUAUAACAUAAUUACUUUUUAAGAAAUUUAUUUAAUUCUGAUCAUUUGCUAUUUUUUACUCGCUGUCAAUAUGAUUCACUAAAAACAAUGUGUACAACUAAUAGAACAGAACGCUAUCUUCUAAUAAAAAGACAUGAUUCAUGCCAUUUCAAUUUAACACCUAACUGCCGUGCCAUAAAUGAAAUCAGAGAUCUUGCAUUUUGAUAGUUCUUUGAUAAUAUUGGGUAAACAUUAUUUUCAAUUGACUCGAAGAACUUAACUAUGCCUUUGGUAAACAUGAAAAAAGCAAGUAAGGCAGCAAACAAAUCGUCCAGUAAAGGAUUCACUGUCCGGGUUAUCACAAUGGAUGCUGAAUUGCAGUUUGAAAAUAUUGAGAUGAAAGCAUAUGGACAAGAGUUAUUUGAACUUGUCUGUAGAACUAUUGGCUUGCGAGAAACAUGGUUCUUUGGACUGCAGCAUCAGGAUUCAAAAGGAUAUAUUGCAUGGUUGAAAUUUGAUAAAAGGGUUUUAGAUCAAGAUGUCUCUAAGGAAUCACCAGUGACAUUCACAUUUCUAGCCAAGUUUUACCCUGAAGAUGUAGCCAAUGAACUGAUACAAGAGAUCACACAGCAUCUGUUCUUCCUGCAAGUGAAGCAGUCAAUCCUGAACAUGGAUAUAUACUGCCCACCAGAGGCCUCUGUCUUACUAGCUUCAUAUGCAGUACAGGCAAAGUAUGGAGAUUAUGAUGAGACUACGUAUGAGCCAGGGAGACUUGCAAGUGAAGAUCUGCUGCCUCAGAGAGUCAUUGACCAGUACCAGAUGACCCCUGAAAUGUGGGAGGAGAGAAUCAAAACAUGGUAUGCUGACCAGAAAGGAACUCCAAGAAGUGAAGCUGAGAUGGAGUACCUUAAGAUUUCUCAGGAUCUGGAGAUGUAUGGUGUGAACUACUUCAAAAUCGCUAAUAAAAAGAACACGGACUUAUGGCUAGGCGUAAGUGCAGUGGGAUUAAAUAUCUAUGAAGGCGAAAAUCGACUCAGUCCUAAAAUUACUUUUCCUUGGAGUGAAAUAAAAAAUGUCUCCUUUAAAGACAAAAAGUUUGUCAUCAAGGCUAUUGACAAGAAGGCCCCUGACUUUACAUUCUAUGCGCCAAAGAUCAGAAUAAACAAACUGAUCCUGGAGUUGUGUGUGGGUAACCAUGAGUUGUUCAUGCGGCGAAGGCGGGCAGAUUCUAUGGAGAUUCAGCAGAUGAAGGCACAGGCUCUAGAGGAAAAACGGAGAAAACAGGGUGAACGUCUACGCUAUGCAAAGGAGAAGAAGUUAAAGGAGGAAGCAUUGAGGGAGAAGGAAGAGCUGGAAAGGAGGCUGGCGCAGAUGCAGGACGACAUCAGACAGGCCCAGGAAUCUCUUAUGCGGUCAGAGGAGACGGCAGAGCUGUUGGCAGAGAAGGCACGUAUAGCUGAGGAGGAGGCUUCACUGCUGACCCAGAAAGCCUCCGAGGCAGAGGCAGAGAACAACAGAAUCAGGAUCUCGGUCAUGAAGACAGAAGAUGAGAAGGAAAUGAUGAAAAUGCAAGUCAACGAUGCUGCGAUGGUGAUAACUAGACUGCUUGAUGACUCGGAACAGAGAAAACGUGAGGCAGACAUGUUACGUCAUGAACUACACCAGGCAAGAAUUGCUGAGAAAAUAGCAAAGGAUAAACUGGUGGAGUUAACAAGAGGACCUGACAGGGCCUACAGUAUUCACAACCUAACCUCUGACCUGUCUAGUCGCCUGACCCUGCUGGGCGCUGACCCUGGUCUCAAUGAGUCCUGUACGGAGGCCAGCUGUGAGCUGCUUGUCAAUACAGACAUGGCCCAGCUGUCAUUGGAGCUGGAACAUGAGAAGGUUGAAUACACAGAGAAGUCGCGCCACCUGCAAGAGCAUCUGAGGGAACUCAAGUCUGAGAUAGAGGUGCUCAAGAAGGAGGACGCGGAGUACUCACUGGACCACCUGUACCAGGCCAGCAGGAUGUUUGGACAGAACAAGUACUCCACACUGAGAACUGCUUCAUCAAAUACAACUCGUUCAAGGGUAAAUAUGUUUGAAGAUUUAUGACAGCCCUUUGUUCCACCAUGAUUGGACAGACUUGAGCAUUUACAGACACCAGACUGUGUGACAUCUCUACAAUGACGUGCUUAGACAUGCUGCACAUUUUGAGAGCUCAAUGAUGUGCACAGAUCUCUAUGUAGUGUUGAAUAUUUCAAUCUACAUGUAAGAUCACCAAAAUCAAGCUACUACAUGGUCUGCCUGUGCUUGUAUAGCACUGUGUUGAGGUGUAUUGUGACCAGCUUUGAUGCUUUUAACUGCUGGUUGUUUUAAAAUGUUGCAGCUUUUUUGCAUCAAACUUCCCAAUUUGAGGAAAUACAAUUUUUAGACUGGAAAUUGGUGACACAUGCCUUAUUAUUACACUGAUGGUAAACUUGAAAUGAGCUGGUCUGUGAGAAGACUGAUCCUAAUACCUGUGCCUAACUCUUUCAGUGCGGGAACCGAAUUUUGAAGGC
This is a messenger RNA of Dreissena polymorpha, 2576 nucleotides long. Its product is annotated as merlin-like. Gene Ontology annotation, cellular component: filopodium; apical part of cell; plasma membrane. The coding region runs from base 319 to 2130 and encodes 603 amino acids. Gene Ontology annotation, molecular function: cell adhesion molecule binding; actin binding. NCBI's taxonomy places the organism in Eukaryota, Metazoa, Mollusca, Bivalvia, Myida, Dreissenidae. The transcript is spliced from 15 exons. Gene Ontology annotation, biological process: positive regulation of early endosome to late endosome transport; positive regulation of protein localization to early endosome; regulation of gliogenesis. The record is from RefSeq and is a predicted model, not a curated record.